This is a messenger RNA of Cladophialophora immunda, 1958 nucleotides long. RefSeq lists its product as uncharacterized. NCBI's taxonomy places the organism in Eukaryota, Fungi, Ascomycota, Eurotiomycetes, Chaetothyriales, Herpotrichiellaceae. The transcript has 3 exons. Bases 1 to 1809 code for a protein of 602 amino acids. The record is from RefSeq and is a predicted model, not a curated record. Gene Ontology annotation, molecular function: transmembrane transporter activity. Gene Ontology annotation, biological process: transmembrane transport. Gene Ontology annotation, cellular component: membrane.
AUGUCCCACGCGAGUAACGAGCAUUCCAUGGCGAUGGCCUCGCUGUCGGACAAGGAACAACCGCACGUCGAUCAUACCGAAGAUCACGCAGCCUUCGAGCCAACGGUGGCCCUCUUCGGCGCCGACUCUGCCAGCUUGCCGCGGGGCUAUUUCUACAGCCCAUACUUUCUGGGCUCGAUGGUUGCAUGCGGAAUGAGUCUGUUGGGCAGCGUUGGGGGAUAUGCCCUCGCCGCCCCGAUUCUGGGUACCAUCAACGCCGACAUUGGGCCGAACAAGAACAUUGCUUGGGUCCCCCUGAUGUUCCCCGUGGGGUUGGCCGUGGGCCAGACACUGCUGGGUCGGAUUUCCGACAUCUUUGGACGUCGCUGGUUCUUCGCCGGCGGCCAGGGACUCGGCCUCGUUGGCGCCGUCAUCUGCGCCACAGCGCGUGAUGUGCCCACCCUGAUCGGGGGCUCGGUCAUCGUUGGUCUUGCGGGGGCGACGGCGCUAUCCUACCCGUUCCUCAUCGGCGAGCUGGUGCCUAUGAAGUACAGGUUCAUCGGGACCGCGUACGCGUGCUUCUGCUGUAUCCCCUUCUCCGGCCUGGCGCCCGCCAUUGCGAAUUCACUGGCCACCAAAGCGAGCUGGAGAUGGUGCUACUAUCUCAUGAUCAUCUUCAACGCGUUGUCGAUGCUCUCGUACCUCCUCUUCUACCACCCGCCGACCUUUGGCAUGAAACACAGCCGAAAAGAAAAACUCCGGAUGAUCCGCACCUUCGACUAUGUUGGCAUCUUCCUUUUUACCAGCGGGAUUGUUUUGUUCCUCUUGGGCAUCUCAUGGGGUGGGAAUGUCUAUCCCUGGAAAUCGGCGGCCGUGAUCGCGACACUCGUGGUUGGUGCGCUUGUCCUAAUGGCCUUCUUUGCCUGGGAGGUUUACCACCCGAUGGACGAGCCGCUGGUACCGAUGCAUCUUUUCCAGAAUCGCGGGUGGCUUAUCUCGGCACUGCUGGUGUCGAUCGGAGCAAGCAUUUACUACGCCUUUGGGAUUGUCUGGCCUUCGAUGGUCAACGUCCUGUACGCUAACGGGGACUCGAUCUACGCGGGUUGGUUGCAAUGCUGCGUGGGGGGUGCCUUCACCCUAGGACAAGUCACGGGCAGUUUCUUGUACAAGUUCAUCGGCUCGGUGCGAGUGCAACUCACGGUGACGACGCUGGUAGGCGGUGCAUUACUCGCAGGUGUCGCAGGCGCGGACCCCUCGGACGUCAAUUUACCCAUCGGACUGCUGAUCCCUGGGAACUUUUUCAUCGGUUGGAUGGAAGCCCUCACUCUCACGCUGCCAGGCAUGUACAUUCGGGAUCAGAAUCAAAUUGGGGUGGCCGUUGGUGUGGCCGGCUCGGUGCGCUCAGCAUUGUCCACGCUUGCUUCUACGAUCUAUGUUGCCAUCCUGAACAAUCGCCUCGCCGAAACGGUACCGGCCGCCGUCACGCCAGCCGCCACUGCUGCCGGCAUCCCCGUGAGCUCCGUCCCGGAACUGCUGUCUGCUCUGAAUUUGGGCACUUUCGACGUGUUUUCAAGGGAUCAUGGGCUCACAUCCCAGAUCCGGGAAGCGGUCGUCAACGCUUACAAGGAAGGCAACACGUCGGCGUACCGGACAGUCUUCUUUGCCUCGCUGGCGUUUACUGGGACAGGCAUCAUCCUCAGUCUCUUCGCGCCGAGCGUGGAUGCCAAAAUGACGGACAGCGUUGCGGUGACCCUUCACAAGAAGAAGGAAGAGAAGGAUCUGGAGAAUGCCAUCCAAAAGCAGCUCGAGGCAGAUCUGACAACUCACUGAAUCGUCCAAAGGGGUGUAUGUCUCCCUGAGUGAGUUGUAGGAGGGUUGUUGUCUGUGAUCUGUUAAUCUGACCUUAGUCAUGGGCCGUUAGUAGAGGGAGAUGGAAAUGUGGACGAGAUAGGCAAGCAUGAUUGACAAGUGGCUCGCAC